Messenger RNA from Gavialis gangeticus (Gharial), 1054 nucleotides. RefSeq names its product centrin-1-like. The record is from RefSeq and is a predicted model, not a curated record. The coding region runs from base 97 to 612 and encodes 171 amino acids. NCBI's taxonomy places the organism in Eukaryota, Metazoa, Chordata, Crocodylia, Gavialidae. Gene Ontology annotation, molecular function: calcium ion binding. Gene Ontology annotation, cellular component: centriole; centrosome. Gene Ontology annotation, biological process: nucleotide-excision repair; mitotic cell cycle; centriole replication. The transcript has 5 exons.
ACAGCAACGGCGCGGAGCGCUUACCCGAUGGGGUGAGCAGAAAUUGUUGCCGGUCUCCCAGCGUGGAUCCCUCCAGCCCGUGGCCGCGGCGCCGCGAUGGCUUCCAGCUUCAAGAAACCAUCAGCAGGGACAAUUUACCAGAGGAAGAAGGCAGCCCCCAAGCUGGUACUCACUGAAGAACAGAAACAACAGUUCCGAGAAGCCUUUGAUUUGCUGGAUACCGAUGGCACUGGCACGAUAGAUGUUAAAGACUUGAAGGUGUCCAUAAGAGCUCUGGGCUAUGAACCCAAGAAAGAUGAGAUGAGGAAAAUCAUAUCAGAAGUUGAUAAAGAAGGGUCUGGGAAGAUCAACUUUGAUUUAUUUUUGCAUGCAAUGACUCAGAAAAUGUCGGAGCCAGAUUCCAAAGAGGACAUUUUGAAAGCCUUCAAGCUGUAUGAUCAGAAUGGAACUGGCAAAAUCUCAUUUGAAAACCUCAAAUGUGUGGCUAAUGAGAUUGGGGAAAAUCUUACAGAUGAAGAACUGCAGGAAAUGAUUGAUGAAGCAGAUAUGGAUGGAGAUGGGGAAGUGAACGAACAGGAGUUUCUGCAGAUCAUGAGAAUGACCAACAUGUAGCUAGACAUUUCUCUUUUCUUCCCACAAACACUCAUAAAAUAUAGUCAGUAGGAACAUCUACAGCAUCCAUCAAAUCUUCUGAGGGAAAAGAAGAGAGUUUGUGUUUUUUAGAAAUAUAUUUGCAAUGGGAAUGAGUUACUGAUUUUAGCUGUUUAUUUCCUACUGUUUAAUUCAAUUUCAGAAUCUGAAAAUGAUUGUGGGUAGUGGACUGACCACAGGUAAAGAAUCAGCUUAUUCAUUGCUUGUUUUCAAGUUCGGAAAAUCAUUUUCUGUAUCCCAAUAAAACUUGUAUAUAAUUAUUUCUAGUUGAAUCCUAAAUUUCUCUAUUGAUUUACUCUCUUCAGCCAAGGUAUAAUAUUCCACCUAAUUUUUUUAUUUCACAAUUUCAUCCUAUUAAUCCCCUCACAAGACCAUAACCCUAAAUAAAUUAAUGCUGCUGGUA